Chondrus crispus (carragheen) is the source of this 210-nucleotide messenger RNA. RefSeq lists its product as hypothetical. The transcript has a single exon. NCBI's taxonomy places the organism in Eukaryota, Rhodophyta, Florideophyceae, Gigartinales, Gigartinaceae. The record is from RefSeq and is a predicted model, not a curated record. Bases 1 to 210 code for a protein of 69 amino acids.
AUGAUGCUUGCCAUAUCACGUCUACGUUGCCCGUCCUGCCGGUCAGCAGCUCUCUCACCAAACUAUAUCCUCUGUACAGCGCUGCGCAGCAAUACUAUAUUUGGAUCAACACUCAUUUUGAAUAUAUCCCCGCGCGUAGUAGCGUUGCGUGACAGACAAGCACGCCGUGGCAGCAGAGCGCCGGUUCCGACUUGGCAGCCGCUCCCCUAG